AUGAAGAACAAAAAUAAUGGACCUCAACAUCGGGCAAAGCCGUACUCGAACCCUCCUAAGCAAUAUGGUAACCGCCCCAACAAUCAGAGGACUGCUACAAUGGGGUUUACGGGGGGUAGUGGUAGCAAGCCCAAUACUUUCCCCACUCAAAUCACUUGCUACAGAUGUAGAAAGCCAGGGCACAUCUCCUCAAAUUGUCCAGAUAAAGAUAUAAUCUAUUUUAAUUGUAGAAAAAGGGGGCAUAUUCAGAGAGAUUGUCCACAUCCCAAAAAGGAGCAGAAUGGUGGAGGUCUGAAUGACCAAGCUGGACAUCCGAAGGCCACGGGAAGAGUCUUUACCCUUAAUGGUACUGAAGCUUCGAAAUCCAAGGAUCUGAUCUAA
Glycine soja is the source of this 381-nucleotide messenger RNA. Its product is annotated as CCHC-type zinc finger protein CG3800-like. The coding region runs from base 1 to 381 and encodes 126 amino acids. The transcript has a single exon. The record is from RefSeq and is a predicted model, not a curated record. Gene Ontology annotation, molecular function: nucleic acid binding; zinc ion binding. NCBI's taxonomy places the organism in Eukaryota, Viridiplantae, Streptophyta, Magnoliopsida, Fabales, Fabaceae.